Ficedula albicollis (Collared flycatcher) is the source of this 3442-nucleotide messenger RNA. RefSeq names its product proteoglycan 4 (gene PRG4). Gene Ontology annotation, molecular function: polysaccharide binding; scavenger receptor activity. The coding region runs from base 39 to 3422 and encodes 1127 amino acids. The transcript is spliced from 12 exons. NCBI's taxonomy places the organism in Eukaryota, Metazoa, Chordata, Aves, Passeriformes, Muscicapidae. Gene Ontology annotation, biological process: immune response. The record is from RefSeq and is a predicted model, not a curated record.
AGCAAUAUAUAAGGACUCUGGAACAGCCCUGCAAGCAGAUGCACUCUCUGCUAGGAAUGAUGUCAUACCUGAAAGUUAUGAUCAUAUGGAACAUACUUUGCGUAUCCCUGGUGGUCCUUUCACUGUCCUUGAUUCCAGAAGUGUCUUCUCAAGCCGCCUCCUGCGAGGGACGCUGCUUCGAGUCCUUCCAGAGGGGGAGGGAGUGUGACUGCGAUGCCGACUGCGAGCGAUACGGCAAGUGCUGCCCAGACUACGCCAAGCACUGCAAAGAGGCACAAACAGAAAAGCCAACCCCAGAGACUCCUCCAGAUAACAAAUCUAAAAGGUCCUCCACAGAUGAGGAAGAGUCACCAGAGGAACCUGUGGAAGAUCCUGAAAUCCAAGUGACAACUCCUGCUCCAACUACAGAACCUGCAGAGACAACCCUUGCAGCCACAGAGGCACCAACUACCACGGAAGACAGUCCUACAACCCCAAAGGCAGAGGACACAACCCCUGAUGCCACUGAGGAACCAGUGACUGAAGCCGACCCUCCCACUCCGGACACGGCAGAAGAUGUGACCCCAGAUGCCACAGAGGAACCACUGAAUGAAGAGGAUCCGACCGACCUCCCCGCAACACAGGACCCAACCCCGGACUCUACUGAGGCACCAGCAACUGAGAGCGAGCCUGCCAGCACGCCCGCGCCUGAAGAGACAACCCCAGAGGAGCUGACAACCCCUAAACCAGAGGAGACAACCCCAGAGGAGCCAACAACCCCCACACCAGAGGAGACAACCCCAGAGGAGCCAACAACCCCCACACCAGAGGAGACAACCCCAGAGGAGCCAACAACCCCCACACCAGAGGAGACAACCCCAGAGGAGCCAACAACCCCAGAGGAGGUGACAACCCCCACACCAGAGGAGACAACCACCCCUAAACCAGAGGAGACAACUCCAGAGGAGGUGACAACCCCUAAACCAGAGGAGACAACUCCAGAGGAGCCAACAACCCCCACACCAGAGGAGACAACCCCAGAGGAGCCAACAACCCCCACACCAGAGGAGACAACCCCAGCGGAGCCAACAACCCCAGAGGAGGUGACAACCCCUAAACUGGAGGAGACAACCCCAGAGGAUGUGACAACCCCGAAAACAGAGGAGACAAUUCCAGAGGAGCCAACCACCCCUAAACCAGAGGAGACAACCCCAGAGGAGGUGACAACCCCUAAGCCAGAGGAGACAACUCCAGAGGGGCCAACAACCCCCACACCAGAGGAGACAACUCCAGAGGAGCCAACAACCCCCACACCAGAGGAGACAACCCCUAAACCAAGUGAGACAACCCCAGAGGAGCUGACAACCCCUAAACCAGAAGAGACAACCCCAGAGGAGCUGACAACCCCUAAACCAGAAGAGACAACCCCAGAGGAGCUGACAACCCCCACCUUGGAGGAUACAACACCAGAGGGGCCAACAGCCCCUAAACCAGAGGAGCCAACGACACUCGCAGCAGAUGAGCCAACCACCCCAGAGGAGUUGACAACUCCCAAACCAGAGGAGACAACCCCAGAGGAGCCAACAACAAAGGCAGACUCUCCCACUACCCCUAAACCUGAAGGGACAACACCAGAAGAAACUACAACCAAGACAGACUCUCCCACUACCCCUAAACCUGAAGAGACAACACCAGAAGAAACUACAACCAAGGCAGACUCUCCCACCACCCCUGAAGCAGAGGAUGCUGACUCUCCAACCACCCCUGCAGCCCCUGAGUCUAGUACCUCUGCCAGUAAAGCUACGGAUUCUCCGAGCAAUGCCGCAACCACAACAGUUGGAAUGGACUCCACCACACUUGAGGCAGGCACAAUGCUUUCAGAUACCACAAUGGAGAACAAGGAGACAACAACACCCAAGAAAGACAGAACUACUCUGCUUAAAGACAUUUUCACAGCUGCAAUUGGGAAAGACACGGUUACUGUAGCUAUGGUGACAACAGCUAAACCCGGUGAUUCUCCUAAAGAUAUGGAUGACAUUCCAAACACAGCUCCUAUGGCCGAGCAACCUGUCACCACAGCAGCUGAAUCAGAAACAACUUCUACAGACACCAAGACUGCAACAACAGCAGCCACAGCUUCCUUGCCCAAUCCCACCGUGCUGGUAACAACCAUCAAAGAUUCAACUCCUCAACCCAAUGAGGCUGUAACACCAAAUGAAAAAGAGACAACUACAGACACUGAGCAGGCUGGGCCAGCAGCAGACCAAGAGAGCCCAGGUACUACUUGUGUUAUUGUGGAGAUGACAACAGCUGGUAAAAAAGAGGUAACAACCAUCAAAGAAAUGGACACCACACCUGAAAAAGAAAUGGAAGAUGUCACUGAAAAGGCCCCUGGUAUUGCCAAAGAAGAAGUAACUACAAUUACCAAAGAAACCACAACAAGGGAUAAAAAAGACACAAUAGAAGAAAUGUAUCUUGUGUCUAAUGGGACAUCCAAGCCAACAAUACAUUUCCAGGAGGUCACUGAGGCCAGGGAAGAGCCUCACCCAACUGAGCCUGAAACUCUGCCAGUGAAAGAAGAGCCAGAUAUAAACAAGCCUUUAAUACAAGUUGGAGACCUGCCAAUGUUCCCUGGAGAAACACAAGAGAGCAAGAACGACGAGAAGGACCUGUGCAGCGGCAAGCCAGCGGACGGCAUGGUAGCCCUGCCCAAUGGCACCCUGGCCGUGUUCCGAGGUCACUAUUACUGCCUGCUGAACGGCCGGACCCCGCCGACCACCAACCCCCGCCGGAUCAGCGACGGCUGGGGCAUCCCCUCGCCCAUCGACUCCGUCUUCUCCAGGUGCAACUGCGAUGGGAAAACCUUCUUCAUCAAGGGUCCCCUGUACUGGCGCUUCACUAAUGGCAUUAUGGAUAGUGGCUAUCCCAAACCUCUCGCAACUGGAUUUGCAGGGUUAAGUGGGAGAAUAGUAGCAACCCUCCCUGUGGCACGAUACAACAGCAGACCAGAAUCUGUUUAUUUUAUCAAAAGAGAUGGAAACAUGCAGCAGUACGUGUACAAACAAGAACCAGCCAAGAAGUGCCAGAGAAGAGCCCGGGUCACCAUCCGGUACCCAGCCUUUGUGCCCAGAGUUGUGAUCCGGCGCCGCUUCCAGCGCGCUGUGCGAAUGCCGACCGUCAUCCGCACCGUCAGGAUCAACCCCCACCCCUCUGGUGUUCUGCGCAAGGAAGUCCAAAUGACAACGUACUGGAGAGGGCUCCCCAAAGUUAUCCACUCAACUCUCUCCGUGCCCAACCAGAACAAGCCUGAUGGCUACGAUUACUAUGCCUUCUCUUACAAUCGGUACUACAGUUUGGAUAUUGGCAAAAGAAUAGCACGACCUGUUACUGCUCUCACAGGAAAGACUGUAUCCAAAGACUGGUACAACUGUCCCAGCAAGUGAUGCACAGCAGAGAAGUUUAA